GUGUGAAAGAGUGCUGUAUGUAAAAGGAGCUGAACAUGCUUUAAGGGUAUCGGUCACACACACACACACACACACACAGACGCACACACUGUGAGUUUUUCUGAGAAAGAAAAGGAAAAAAAUAUUAAUCCUACUUUAAUAGUUACUCUUUAUAAACUACAAAUCAUGAGAGCAUACUUCUCCACCAGUUGGAUAUUUCGAGGCUGGAUAUACUGCCUGAUCUUUGCCUUAUGCAUCCAGAGAAAACAUGCCAAACCAAUUUGCAACGAUUUGCAGUACCUGCAAGGAAAUAAAUGCUGUAGCAAGUGCAAACCAGGAACGUAUCUGUCUGCAACAUGCACCGAGAAUGAGGACACUAAGUGUCGUCCAUGUGGGAAGAACGAGUACCAGUCAAAAUAUACCACUGAGAAGAGGUGCUAUCCGCAGAAGUUCUGUGACGAGGGGAAAGGAUUUUACCGGCCGAACCCGAGCAGCACCACUGAGCUCGAGCCGUGUCAGUGUAAAGAGGGCUUCCAGUGUACCACCAGCUAUUGCGAGUUUUGUGAUAGAAUCAAACCCUGUCCUCCAGGCCAAGGACUCGCAGGAGAGACUGGAAAACAGGCAUGUAAGGACUGCGACUACGGCUUUUUCUCGGAUUCCAACUCGGUCGAGGCGUGCAAGAAAUGGACAGACUGUAAAGCCAUUGGCAAGUCCGAGGAAAAGCCAGGCAGUCAUGUAGCGGAUGUGGUGUGUGGACCACCCUUUGAGCCUCCACCAUCGUGGGCUGUUGUGGCGAUACCCUGUGCUAUAAUCGUCAUGUGUGCUGUGAUUCUUUCUUGCUACAAGGAUAAACUGAACAUCCUCUCAGUCAAUCUACGAACUUGUGUUCAGAACAUUAAACAGAGCAGAAUCCAACAAGAGACACUAACACCACCGUACAAUAGCAACCGCCCCCUGUAUGAGAUCACAUCUCAGGUGGAUGAAGGCACUCCAGAAUACCUGAGCAUGUGCUCCAAAUCUGUUCGUGAUUCCCCUGGGCUAGACAAGGCUCAAGGAAACAAGAAGACCCCAUACUCCUCCAAGCUGGAAAAGGACCGGGCUGAUGGAUCAUCAGGCAGCUCUGCUGAGGGAUCUGAGAGUCCAUGUACCCCACAUCCUGGCAGCUCCUGCAGCUGCUUGAUCAUGAAGGAGCCGGUGGAGGUGGGCGAGAACGAGGACUGCAGUGAGCUGGUGGCGACCGGCCUGGCUGGAUGCUGCUCCUGUGCUCAGGUGGACAACGUGGUCCCCGAACCAAGGAAGGAUGACAACGGCAGCCUGAAAGAGCCUCCUCUAUGUGGGAACUUUUACACUGAGAACGUUCCUGGAUGCCUUCAGGGCUCCCAGGAGCUCUACCUGGACUAUAGCAGUGGAGCUGGCAAGGAGGUCAUGUCAGUGGUCAGGGAUUUACACAGCGACACGAGCGCUUAUGAGAGAAAUGAGCCGCAAUGCUGCAGCAUCGAAUCCACCGCCGUACUUUCGUCGCUUAGCACAAGCAACAACCAGGGGCUGUCGCUCAUCUCCAGCGCAGAUAACAACCAGCCCAAAGCUGAUGCGGAUUUGGAAAUCCAGAGCCAGAGCUUGGAGACUGCUCUUACAUGUGCUCAGGUGACGGGAAACAACAACACCACAUUCAUCUCGACCGGCCAGGUGAUGAACUUCACUGGUGAUGUUAUCAUGGUAUACGUCAGCCAGACGUCGCUGGGCAGCAGCGGAGAUGAAGAGCCCUACGCCAGCCCAGUUCAGGAGCAAUCGGCUGAAUGUGCCAAUCAGAAUCUGCCCAAAUCCUACCAACGCACAGAUGGGCAUGAGAGACAUAUACCAGUGCAGGAAAUGACUAACCAGCGCCUUCAACGUAACCAAAACCUCUCUGUCUGAACUGGAGCUUGAUUUGCCUGUUGGUUUUCUUUCCGAGCAUCCAGAGUGCUGUUUCAUAAACAAAAAAAAUGCUGUGCAUUUGUUAAAUAUGAUAUUGUAUAUAGUUUGUUUUUGUGUUGUUUUUUUCAAUCAGGAUCUAUAUGCUAUAAUGCCAGUGAUAUACAAUGGUAUGAGAUGAUUUGUCUGUUAAUUCUGCAUUGGCUCAGUGUGUAAUUUGCAAAAUAAUAAUAAUAAUAAUAAUAAUAAUAAUAAUAAUAAUUUUAUGUUGUUGGGCCAGAUUAACAAUUCAAAUAAAUGAGACAAGGGAUCCAAAGUAUUGAAUGACGCCGGCCAAAAAAAUCAUUAUAAGUCCAGAGAAAGCAGGACAUUCAGUAAGGGGAAACAAAUGUGUGCCUGUCUCCUCUUCCUCUUCGUUCUUAGUAUUUAAAGGCAAGCUAGUGCACAACAUCUCCUUGAGAGAUCCUUUUAUGGACCAAAAUGAACGGCUCUGUAAAUGUGGAGAACAAUGCCGGACUGUUUGCUUUUUGCAGUGUUUCUUUAAGAUGUUUUUAUAUUAUCUACUAUUUGAUCAGGGAAUUUAUGCUUCUUCUUUUUUUUUAAGAUAUUAUGACUUUAUUCAUUUGAUGUUUAUGGCGGCAUUUUAGCCACCAACCUGACCAUUCAGUUUCACUGAAAUAAAAAGGAAUGUAGCCAUGAACAUCAAUA
Clarias gariepinus (North African catfish) is the source of this 2598-nucleotide messenger RNA. It is a transcript of the gene tnfrsf11a, whose product is annotated as tumor necrosis factor receptor superfamily, member 11a, NFKB activator. The transcript has 10 exons. The record is from RefSeq and is a predicted model, not a curated record. The coding region runs from base 166 to 1893 and encodes 575 amino acids. Gene Ontology annotation, molecular function: tumor necrosis factor receptor activity; cytokine binding. NCBI's taxonomy places the organism in Eukaryota, Metazoa, Chordata, Actinopteri, Siluriformes, Clariidae. Gene Ontology annotation, cellular component: membrane; external side of plasma membrane. Gene Ontology annotation, biological process: lymph node development; ossification; apoptotic process.